Molecule: messenger RNA, 1809 nt
Organism: Gryllus bimaculatus (two-spotted cricket)
Lineage: Eukaryota; Metazoa; Arthropoda; Insecta; Orthoptera; Gryllidae
Source: the annotation of a GenBank genome assembly
AGAGCGAUUUAUCUUCAUAGCGCAUGCGCGAGUAUAAUGUUCAUUUGCGCCAAGAAAAUUGUUUGUGAUUUGUAUAUUUGUGUAACGUGUGUAUAUAUUUGUGUCAUAUGAAUUGAAGUAUAAUCUCAAGAUGACGGCCAGAACCUUCCUCUCAUUUUUGUCUGGAAGAGCAAUUUGCAUGGACAAAGAAAUACUGGGACCAUCGUAAAUUCUGUGGGUUGUUAGGACAUAGCUGAUUGAAUUAAAUCAGAAAUGAAGAGACUACGAUCAUAAUACAGAGUUUCCAAUUUGUGUUUUAUAUAGAUCAGUAUUUUAUUUAGUGUUAUGGCGUCUGUAGAAUACGAUUUGGAUACUUCAGGGGGAUUGAUGCCCCAAAUUCAAGCCUUGAUUGCUCCACCAGUUAGUGAAGAUGCUACCAAGGCAAAGAAAAAGGAAAGCAAAGACCUGCAUCCCUAUUACAAACGCCCAGGGAAAGGUCACAACCAUGAUUGCUGUGAUGCUUGUGGUGAAGGAGGAGACCUUUUGUGUUGUGAUAAAUGUCCAGCAUCCUUCCACUUUCAGUGCCAUGAUCCUCCACUUGAUGAAGCAGACUUGCCUAUUGGAGAAUGGCUCUGUCAUGCCUGUCGCAUGGAAGCAGCAAAGAAUCAAGAAACUGAGCAAGGAUCUGCAAAAGGUGAUUCUCGUGGUAGACAGCGUGGUGUCCGACGAGAUGCACCCGAACCAUCGGGUGGAGCUCCACCUGAGAAACGUGCCCGUCGAGAUCCUUGUGUCAUGGGCAUGGAAAUGCUGGUGCAGGCUGCAGCCGCCUUGAAUCCACGUCAAUUUGAUCUGCCUCGGGAACUCACCAUGAGUCUCCCAUUUCCUGGCACAGAUAAACAUCCUGGCCAGGCACGUAUUCCACCCCGACGUGGGUCAGUGAGUGUUAAGAAGAAACCCUAUGAACUUGACAAUGGCCUUGUGCCAUUACCUGUUCGGACAUGUUUUGAGUGUCGAAGGAGCUGUCGAAAGGCCCCUCUGGUUGCUUGUGACUACUGCCCGCUGCUCUUCCACCAGGACUGCCUGGAUCCACCUCUGACCUCACUGCCCUCCGGUCUCUGGAUGUGUCCCAACCACCCAGAGCAGUUCUUGGACAGUUCUUUGUUGACUUCCUGCUCAGCGUCGGAACGGGUCCGUCUCUGGGACCGUUAUUCUGGCCCCAUUGAUCAAGAUGCAAUAAAAGUAGAAUUUAUCCGUAAAGCCCAUCGCCAAAACCCUCCAUUCCGUUUCAAAGUGCGGCUGCCUCCAAGGAAUACUGUGCGGGUGCCGGAGGCCGUGAAGGCGCACUACGCGCAACCGCCGCCCUUGGUGCCUUCGCUGCGCACGGUGCUGCGCGAGGACGAGGCGCUGGUGGUGGCGGCGGCGGCGUGGCGACAGUCGAUGGCCUCCUGCUCCGCGGCCGCCGCUACCCCCGCGCCGGCCCACUGGUCGGGCGGCGACGCGGGUGCGGGGGCGGGCGCUACGGCGCACGAGCAGGCGCAGUGGCUGAGCUCGGUGGCCAGCCUCCAGCAGGCGGGCGCCGCCCCGCCCCUCCCGCGCCCGUCGACCCCCGCCGCGGGCCCGCCCGAGGACGCGGCGCCGACGUCGGCGGCGCGGCAGGGCGCCCGACGAGGGGCCUGGCGACCAAGGGAGGGGGAGGUGCAGGAGGAGGAGGAGGAAGCGGGACGAGGAAGCAGGAGAAGAGGAGGGCGAGAGAGGGCCGCGGGGCGCUGCCAACGGCCACGACGACCCGCCCGACCCGCCGCGCGCCCGCCCCGCGCGGCCCCACGCUAA